Molecule: messenger RNA, 6127 nt
Organism: Rhineura floridana
Lineage: Eukaryota; Metazoa; Chordata; Lepidosauria; Squamata; Rhineuridae
Product: F-box only protein 44-like
Exons: 6
Coding region: 561-1502 (313 amino acids)
Biological process (GO): glycoprotein catabolic process; SCF-dependent proteasomal ubiquitin-dependent protein catabolic process
Cellular component (GO): cytoplasm; SCF ubiquitin ligase complex
Molecular function (GO): ubiquitin protein ligase activity; protein binding
Source: RefSeq, a predicted model, not a curated record
CCCCAAAGGGUCUUCUGUGCAGCUCCUCUCAGGGCAGCGGAGGGCGUCUUAGGCAGGAGCCGAGUUAUUUUUUACUCAGAGUAGACCCACUGAAACGAAUGGACCUCGGUUAGAUAACUAGCUAGCUUUAUUACGAUCAUAGACCAGCAUACAAAUACACAUCUUCAAAAAAGCAAUUUUCGUUAAAAGUCAGCUUGACAGUUCUAACAAAGUUUAUUAAAAACUAGUUCUAAAUCUUAUACAAGCUACGAAAUUAUCAAAGUUAUUCUGCAGAGAAAAGCAGCAGCACAAAACCUGGCUACCUUAGCUGAUACUUGGGGAGUUUGGUCAGAUAAAAGGAAUUUGACAUAAAAAGCCUCAUCUCCGCCAGGAAUUUUUUGUAAAAUUGGGGUGAUUAAAAUGGAUUGAAGGUCACGAUAAAAAAUAAGCAAUGGAGUAAAACAUGACCUACAGACUCUACAACCCCCUCAUCACAAGGACACACCCGCUCAUCAUAUGGAACUGUUUUAAACCUGCCAUCCAAGAGUGCUGAAGACAGCCAAGGCUUCUUCCAAACGGAGAUGGCGAACAUUGGAGAUUUGCCAAAUGACAUCAUGCUAGACAUCUUCUCCCUGGUCCCGAUGAAUGAACUGAUUCUCAACUGCCGGCUGGUUUGCUCCCAGUGGCGAGAACUGGUGGAUUUGCCGAUUCUGUGGAAGUGCAAAUAUCGACAGAAAAACGACAACCUUAAGAAGUCAAAGGCCUUCUACGUUUUAUCCCACUUGGAGAGGAACUUAAUCAGGAAUCCUUGUGGCGAAGAGGGCUUGGACUUCUGGGAAACUGAGACACCUCCAAGGGGCCAGUGGAAAAUGAAGGAAGUGUCAGAAAUGGAUUCAUCAAAACUCCAGAAGUGGGACAUCCUUCAGAGACAUUUUUAUGUGAAAGAUGACGCUAUCCCCUAUCAGGAGGUUAACACAUGCUUUGCGGCAUGCAGUGGGCUCUGUGUUAAGUCUCAACUCAUCACCUUGAAGGAUGAAGGCUACUGGGAUGAGCUGAUGGAUGAGGCCAGGCCCACUAUUGUGGUGAAGGACUGGUUUUAUGGUGUUCUUGGUCACCGCUACCAGCUGUCUGUAAAGCUCUUGUCUGCAGACUUCAAAGUGAUCAGAGAAUAUUGUUCCAAAGACUUGUACGACUGCUAUUUGGAAGAUGAAGAAUGGCGCGAGGUUUCGCACACGUUUUGCAACUUUCCUGCCGGAGUCCGCCACAUCUUUUUCCAACACCAAAGCCAAAAUGUCAGUUGGCAGGAAUCUGGAUAUCUGAUGAGAACAGCCAAGCUUCUGAGACUAGCCAGAUGCAUGAAGAUAGACCGCAGGAUGAGAAUCACCAAAAGCAGUGUCACUAUUGGCCCGUUUUCCUUGGACAAACGAAUGUACUAUAAGGAUGGCAGAGAUAUGACAAGCUGUAGCUUUGUACACUUCUGGGGGGUCCAGUGCCCCUGCCGCGGCAACUAUAUCCACUGGUAAAAAGGCUUUUUAGAGCACCUUCGUUCUCUUCUGCAAAUCCUGGGUGGGGUUCUCCCCACUCCUCUUAAAAUUUGCACCUGUCAUAGUCCUGAUUUCAGAUGUCCUCUGCUUAUCUCAAGUUGCAUCUGUGCUCUCUCUAUAACAAGCACUUCUGAAUGUUAAAGAACAUUCUGGGUCUUAUAGAUGGGUUGGAUAGAAGGAGGAUGGAAGCUGGCUCUGGAAUCGAAAUGGUGUUUCAGGUAGUGAACGAUCCUCUGUUUUCACAGCAAAAUGUGGAGAGACACUGAUGAGCGAGCAUCACUACCCAUAUUAGGGUUUUCACUCCCACCGAGCAUAUAAAAUAACAAUUCGUUUGUGUUCAGCAUAGUUAAUGGGCCAUUGAUUGUUGUUGUCUCUUGCAUUGUCUGACGUUCUGCCUUUACUUUUUUUGGGGGGGAGGGAGAAAGGGAACACUCUUUGUGGACUCUGUAUUUCUAAGGUGACCAUGGCAUACCUGUGAUGAUGUGGCCUGUGUCCCAGGAAAGCUUCUGCUGAAAUGAUUGUGUUUGUCCUCAAGAUUAGCGAAUGACUGCUGGUUCCAUUUGCUGCAAAAGUUUCAAAUGAUUGCCUUUUUGAAAUGCAUGUCUUUUGCUCUCAGGGUCUAUGUAGAAUUGUCACAGGCUGCAUUUCAUUGCCAUUUGAUCCUGCUGUUUACAUUUUCCCCCCUGUACACUUGUGUGUAUAUGUGUAAUCUUUGUGCGGUCUGUCUGUCUAAUCUACACUGAGGACAGCACUUUAUGCAUCUGACAAAGUUGACUCUAGCCCAUGAAAAAUAUCCGCCGUAAUAAAUUUGUCAGACUUUAAAAAGAUACCACAAGACUUUUUUUUUUAAUCUAACAAACUUGCAUGGCUACCCAUCAGAAAGAUUUUGAUGGCAUCUACUGCUGGGUUGCAGGGAUUCACAAGGGGAAUGACACGUCUGGAAACAGGGAUUUCCAGGCCUCAGAAAAAUAAGGAGUUUGGCCAAGUUAGUUGAUCAAAAUAAAACCCAGCCAAUUUCCAUCACAACUUACUGUUAUUACCAUCCAGGCCCCAAGUCCACCAACAACUCUACCUAACUGCUUACCUGUUUCUCUCUUUUUCUUGCCAGAGGGAACAGUCUGAAACUUGAGAACUGAGGUCAACAACCAUCAAGGACUGGCAGAUACACCCUCUAGCAUCCCUAAGAUAAUGGAUUUUGUGUUAGAUUUCAACUGCAAAUUGCUUUAGCUGAAAAGUAGGGUAUAGAUAUGGUAAAUCAAUUAAAGUAUUUUGCCUUUUGUCCCAACUUGAGCUCAAGAUAAAAAUAUGGGCUUUGUAAGUGGUCUAUCCAGGCACUAACCAUUAUCACAGUUGCUUUAUUUAGAUCAUAGGCUUGAAGAUAGGGGUUGGGAGCAUGCAUGGACCUUCAUAUAUUGUUGGACUCCAGUUCACAUCAACCCCCAGCCAGCAAGGCCACUUGGUCAGGGAUAAUUGGAAUCCAAUAACAUCCUCAGGGCCAGAUUUCCCCACCUGUCCUAUAGGUGAGCAGCAUUGUUUACAUGCUAUAUAAAUAAUCACAACACUUUUUUCCAGUAGUUGACCUGAAAUAUUGGAGGAUGGGUUGAGUCAAUGAAGCCCACUUACAGUGCAAUCCUAUGCAAGUCUACUCAGAGGCAAGCUCUAUGGAGUUGAAUGGGUCUUUCUCUCAGGAAAGUGUAUGUGAGAGACAGAGAAUGAACAUGAAUGAAUGGAGAGAUAAGGUGUCCAGAUCCAUUUUUGGCUUUGGUUUGACUGCUUCCCCACAAGAAAGUAUGUCUCUCAACCCUGGCUGCAUCAGGUUGCAACCUGUGUGUGUGUUAUGUGCUUUCAAGUCGAUUACGACUUAUGGCGAUCCUAUGAAUCAGCAAUGUCCAAUAGCAUCUGUUAUAAACCACCCUGUUUGGAUCUUGUAAGUUCAGGUCUGUGGCUUCCUUUAUGGAAUCAAGCCAUCUCUUGUUUGGCCUUCCUCUUUUUCUACUCCCUUCUGUUUUUCCCAGCAUUAUUGUCUUUUCUGGUGAAUCAUGUCUUCCCAUUAUGUGUCCAAAGUAUAACCUCCGUUUCAUCAUUUUAGCUUCUAGUGAUAGUUCUGGUUUAAUUGUUCUAACACAAAAUUAUUUGUCUUUUUCACGGUCCAUGGUCUGUGCAACGCUCUCCUCCAACAACACAUUCGAAAUGAGUUGAUUUUUCUCCUAUCCAAUUUUUUUACUGUCCGAUUUUCACAUCCAUAGAGAUCGGGAAUACCAUGGUCUGAAUGAUCCUGACUGGUGUUCAGUGAUACAUCUUUGCAUUUGAGGACCUUUUCUAGUUCUCUCAUAGCUGUCCUCCCCAGUCCUAGCCACCUUUUGAUUUCUUAACUAUUGUCUCCAUUUUGUUAAUGACUGUGUCAAGGUAUUGAUAAUCCUAAAUGUGUUAUAUUCAAAAUCUUUAAAUAUUCUGAGAAGUUAUUAUUGGGGAUGUUGACAGCAGGCUGGCAUUGGUUAUCAGAAAAACUUAUGAGGACUAACAUCGGAUAGCUCCAAAUAGACUUGAAGGAAUCACUCAUCCAUUUAUCUCCUUUUGACAGUGUGCAUUCAAACUCAUUAAAUUAUAUCCACGGAUGAGAUAGUGAAGUAACGUGGUACAGUCCGAAGUGUGGAGAUGGUGCAAAGUGCCAGGGGGACCUUUUGUUAUACAAAUGCUGCAAAGAAAUGAAAUAAGACUCUAUCAACUCCUUUUUCAUGUGGGGGGAAUUGCAUGAAACUUGCACCCCAUGGGAAAAUGCAAGUUUACAAGCCUUCUUUCUAACCUGCUAGGUUUUUCAUUUGGGGAUGCAAUUUUCAUGUAUGAAAGGGUGUAACCAUGUAUUUUCUGACAGAUGACUCUCAGAGUGAAUCUGAGGUGGCACGAGUUCCCCUGGGUGAGGACUGUACCACCUUGCCAUUGCAAUACAUGAAUUGGCCUAGGGGUGUUUCCCUGCUCACCUGCCCCCCUUCCCUUGAAUCAUGAAGUCAUGGAUGAAAACACGUUCAGAAUCCAGCUUCACACAGUUUGGCGUACUUUAUUGGCACAAAAAUAUCCAACUACAACAUGGCAUCUAAACAAUAGUACACUUUUGUUGUGUAUUUUGCUUUAUAUUUGUUUCAUUAAUAAAUUCCUGGCAUUAGGCUUCCGCUCUAGUGUUUUUAAGCACCCAGUUUUCCUCUUCCAGGACUGUGAAUGGUUUUAGGCUCAGCACUGAUGCGUCCCACUAACUUCUCUCUCUUUGCUCAGUGCCAGCGUGGAAGACUCCCCAGAGGUACGAACUUGUAUUUUACAAUAUCCCUUUCCUACUAUGAUGUUCUGCUCCUAUAGAGCCUUUGAUAAUUUUUUCCAUGCAGGUUUAGUCAGAAAAAUGCUAUAAUUGUGUCUUCCACCACAAGUGUCAGUCACCAUCUGUUUUGGGUCAUGUUUUGAGACAGGUCAGGUAUGCCAAGCUAAGAGUAACAGACUGCAAUUCCUCAGAGGCCACUGUGCCUUUGCAAAACCUAAUCAAGGUCACUUAGGUCAUGGAAGUGAAUUCACUACCACUUGACCAUGUUACUGGGUCAUGCUUUCUGUAUCUUGAAAAUAUGGUCUGUCACCAUUUUUGCUGAGUCGUCCCCCAGCGACUAAAUUAGCCAGUGUCUGGUCAGUAUCAGUUUUGUUUUAAACCACUCUGGAACCUCCACUGUGAUUUAUUAUGGACCUGCCCACCCCCUCAUCCCACACACACCAGCAGCUGUAAAUCACCUUAAAACAACUUUUAAUAUACAGAGAAGUUCUUAUUUACAGUUCAACAUAUUUGACAAAAGGCAAUUCCUACCCUCACCCUACCUCCAACAUCCUCAUUCCCUUCUCACUUCUGAGAAGAAACAUGUUUGGAGUGAGAAAAGCCUCUAGAAGGCUGUGGAUGAUUCCUCACAAGUCUUCUGUUACCAAAAAGGGCACCUAAAGGGAGAAUGGGAAAAGGGGGGACCAGAUUUAUUUAUUAUUUAUUUCAUUUAUACCCCAGCUUUUUUUCCAUGACAGAAACCCAAAGGCAGCUUACAUAUGAUCCCCAGGCAGUCUCCCAUCCAGGCACUGACCAGACCUGACCCUGAGAUGUGAAACAUUGGCUCUUGAUUUGGCCACGAUAUCCCAAUACAAGCAUGGCAAACCAACUUCUACAGCCAAGUCGGGUUUCUAAGAAAAACUGAGUGGGAAUAUUUAAUACUAUUUCAUAUACCUGCAACAUAUAUUAUAGCCCUUCAUCCAUGCGUGGAAUGUGCUCCCCAAAGAUGAACAAACAAGCUGUUUUAUAUAAUGGUUUCCCAUUUAGGUGUCUCAUUAACAGACAGAAUGAACAAUGAGCCGUUUUGACGUUAGAAACUCACCAUCCGAUGUAGCACUGGCAAAGGUUCUCGUGGGAGGUAGCCUGUUUAAUUAGGAGUUCUACUUGGGUGGGCACAUCCAGUGUUUCGUCAUGAGAAAAGUCUCGUCCUUUGCAAUGAGAGAGCGUGAGAGAAAGCAAAAUGAGGAUGCUUGCAAGCUAAGCUCACCUGCAUGUUUUUGUUGCUCUUGAACAGAACCAAAUAUAAAAAGUAAUGGCG